UUGAGUGCUAACUAGUUGUCAUUCUGUUAGUGUUAAUUAUCAGUUCAAAGAAAAUCAUGAGUUCAUCUAACCAAAGCAGGUUUCUAGCAAAUAAACCAAGGAAUGAGGUUAAUGUGCAGGGAGGCAUCUUCAUAAUUGAUGGAAACACAACAUUUGUGAUGAACUAUGGGCGUUGGUCAGAAAAGCAUAAGAGACUUAUUUAUGAGAUGCGGAGUGCUUUAAAUUUUCAUAAUGACCAAGUUCUUGAUGACAAACUAGUGUUUCUUAUAGAAACAGUCAUGAAGCACUAUUUUGAACUAUUGGAGAUGAAUUCAAGUGCUGAAAAUUUAGAUGUCUUCAAUGUUGCUUCUGCUAUUUGGUGCACAACAGCUGAACGCAAUUUGUGGUGGAUUGGAGGCUUUCGCCCUUCUCAACUGCUUCAGGUUAUUCUGCCUCAAGUUCAGCAUUCGUGUUCCCAGCAACAACUUUCUGAUAUUUUUAAUUUUGUACAAUCCUGUCAACAAGCAGAAGAUGCUCUUGCACAAGGCAUGGAAAAACUCCACCAAAUCCUUGAUAAAGCAUCAGCAGCUGGUGACAAAGGAUUAAAAUUGACGUGUGUCUCACAACAAAUGUCAUUUUUAAAGCAGGCCGAUCAUGUUCGCCAGCAAUUCUUGAUUCAAUUAUCUCGUCUUCUUACAAUUUGUCGUUAUGCUGAAUUCUUAAUUGCCUUCGGUGAACGCCUCUAUAAGCCCCAGCCUUGGAGCUCACUUUGAGUUUCAGCAUCAUCGAUCAUCACAAUGAAACCAUACUAUAUAAUGAUACAAAUAAACUUUGCAUCGGAUCAAUGUGUGCAUUUAUCCUUUGCUUAGGUUAUUAUAAGAGAAAAAAUAUUAUAUAAUGUAAAAUUACAUUAUCAUUCAAUCAUCAUUUAUGAUAUAAGUUUGUU
This is a messenger RNA of Glycine soja, 925 nucleotides long. Its product is annotated as transcription factor TGA4-like. The record is from RefSeq and is a predicted model, not a curated record. NCBI's taxonomy places the organism in Eukaryota, Viridiplantae, Streptophyta, Magnoliopsida, Fabales, Fabaceae. Bases 57 to 752 code for a protein of 231 amino acids. The transcript has 4 exons. Gene Ontology annotation, biological process: DNA-templated transcription. Gene Ontology annotation, molecular function: sequence-specific DNA binding.